UAGUUUCACCUGUAAGUCCAUCUGUGAAAUUUCCUUGCUACUAAAUAUUCCACGUUCAACUGUUAGUGGCAUUAUAACAAAGUGGAAGCAACUGGGAACAACAGCAAUUCAGCCAUGAAGUGGUAGGCCACAUAAAAUGACACACUUUGCCUGUUGUUUGAGUAGUGGAGUUAGAUAGCAUGAGUUCUCUAUCACCAACUGCAGAGUCAAUAGCUAAGGACCUCCAAACUUUGUGUGGCCUUCAGAUUAGCACAACAGUGUGUAGAGAGCUUCAUGGAAUAGGUUUCCAUGGCCAAGCAGCUGCAUCCAAGCCUUACAUCACCAAGUGCAAUGCAAAGCAACGGAUGCAGUGGUGUAAAGCAAGCCGCCACUGGACUCUA
Staurois parvus is the source of this 380-nucleotide messenger RNA. Lineage: Eukaryota; Metazoa; Chordata; Amphibia; Anura; Ranidae. The record is from the annotation of a GenBank genome assembly.